CCUCUUCUUUCCCAGCCCCCUCAACAAUUCCAACCCAUCCAUCCAUCCAUCCACUUCUUUUCUCUUAUCUCUCUCUCCUCCUCAAAAUAAUCGAAUUACUCAAAUCAAACAAGAUGAGGAUGAUAGACUUGGGCAGCUACGGCGGCCCCCUCGGCAUCAUCGACACGUCCACCGCCGUCGACUGCACCAAGGACGUCCGCUUCCGCCGCUCCUUCCGCUCCCUCGUCGAGUGCAUGGUCCCAUGCUGCGGCUUCCAGCCCGCCGCCGACGACUCCUCCGACACCGCCUCCACCACCACCACCACCGUCACCGGUACCUUCUUCGGCUACCGCCGCAGCCGCGUCAGCUUCUGCCUCCACGACGACUCCUCCUCCUCCCGCGCCGCCGCCCCGCUCCUCCUCCUCGAAUUCGCCGUCCCCACCGCCUACCUCGCCCGAGAGAUGCAGCACGGCCUCCUCCGCAUCGCGCUCGAAUGCGACCGGGCUCGCGCCCAGUCCCUCUCGCUCUUCGGCGUGCCGGCCUGGUCCAUGUACUGCAACGGCCGGAAGGUGGGGUUCGCCGUCCGGCGGCAGAUGAGCGAUGCCGAUGCUGCGGUGUUUAAGCUUAUGCAGUCCAUAUCGGUGGGCGCCGGAGUUCUUCCCGCCGAUUCCAGGUCCGGCGACGGAGACCUCAUGUACCUGAGAGCGAGUUUCGAGCGGGUCGUUGGCUCGGUGGACUCGGAGUCGUUUCAUAUGAUAAACCCGGUGGGGUGCACCGGCCAACAGUUGAGUAUAUUUCUCUUGAGAACGCAAUCAAGCUUUUGUUAGUUAAUUGUUUCUCAUGGAAGGGUAAGCAGUGUAUUUUGUACACGGUAUGAGCAGGACCGUUGAUGGAAGAAUUCCUGGCCAGAUGGUCCGGUGGAUAG
Molecule: messenger RNA, 904 nt
Organism: Elaeis guineensis (African oil palm)
Lineage: Eukaryota; Viridiplantae; Streptophyta; Magnoliopsida; Arecales; Arecaceae
Source: RefSeq, a predicted model, not a curated record